ACAUUUACUUUGGGUCUUUACUUCCUUGACUCCUCACAUCCGACCAAAAAAGUCUGAAGAAAAAAUGGCUUAUUCAGCCUCAUCCAUCUUCUACUGUCCAAAUCCAAAUCCCAUCUCUCCCAAAAACGGUGUCGUCUCAUCUUCAAACAAGCUAUUUGGCACCAAAAAUAGCUUCUUUCUGGGCUCCAAAUUGGUAUCCAAAACGACGAGAAUCACAACCCGACCCGAACCCGUUACCUUGUCCGGGUCGUACCCGAUAUCCGCGGAGUCUCGCUCUUUCGAUGUGGUGAUAGUCGGAGCUGGGAUAAUCGGGUUGACUAUAGCCCGACAGUUUUUAAUCGGGUCUAAUCUUUCUGUCGCGGUGGUCGACAAGGCUGUCCCUUGUUCCGGUGCUACUGGCGCAGGACAGGGUUAUAUAUGGAUGGUACACAAAACACCUGGAAGUGAUACGUGGGAGCUUGCAAUGAGAAGCCGCAAAUUAUGGGAGAUGUUGGCGGAAAGUAUAUGUGAUCAAGGCUUGAAUCCUCUAGAAGUUUUGGGUUGGAAGAAGACAGGAAGCUUGUUGGUUGGUAGGACUCCUGAGGAGCUGGACAUGUUAAGAAGGAGGGUGAAGCAGCUAUCUGAAGCUGGGCUACAAGCGGAGUGCUUGUGUAGCAGUGAUUUACUUUUAGAGGAGCCUGAACUUAUGGUUGGGGAAGAUAGUGGUGCUGCCUUUCUACCUGAUGACUGCCAGUUGGAUGCUCAUUGUACCGUUGCAUUCAUUGAAAGGGCUAACAGACAUUUUGCAUCAGAAGGCAGAUAUGCAGAGUUCUAUAAUGACCCAGUGACAUGUCUAUUAAGAUCUGGAAGCAGUUGGGAGGUUGAAGGUGUUCAGACCACCAAAAGUACCUUGUAUGGUAAGGCAAUUGUAGUUGCAGCUGGCAGUUGGAGUGGAUCUUUGAUGCAUGACCUGCUUAGAGACUCAAAUAUUCAGUUGGAUGUCCCUAUAAAGCCUCGAAAGGGUCAGCUCCUUGUGCUUGAGAAUUUCAAGUCCCUUCAACUGAAUCAUGGUCUAAUGGAAGUGGGCUAUGUUGAUCAUCAAACUGGAACUCUGUUUCCCACCAUUUCUGCCUCAGAACCAUAUGAUGAUAGGCAAGCUUUGUCUGUUUCAAUGACAGCCACUUUGGAUGCUAUGGGAAACCUUCUUCUUGGAAGCAGCCGCCAAUUUGUAGGGUUCAGCUCUGAAGUGGAUGAGUCAAUCACUAAUCGUAUAUGGAAGCGGGCUGGGGAGUUUUUUCCAAAAUUACAAGAUUUUCCCCUUUCAUGUUUCAGUAAGAGCAGAAAAGUGAGAAUAGGGUUAAGACCUUACAUGCUUGAUGGGAAGCCAGUGAUUGGCUCGGUGCCUGGCUUGUCAAAUGUGUUCCUUGCAACUGGGCAUGAAGGAGGAGGACUUUCAAUGGCUCUAGGGACUGCUGAAAUGGUUGCUGAUAUGGUGUUGGGAAAUCCUGGGACAAUUGAUCAUGCACCCUUUGUCGUUCAAGGCCGAUGUUGUUAAGAAAAUGUGUCAAUCAGGAUAAACAUUGGAAAAUUUGUACAUCAGCAUACCGGUUCAUUUAAUGGAUAAAACAGCUUGUUUUUC
Molecule: messenger RNA, 1618 nt
Organism: Quercus lobata
Lineage: Eukaryota; Viridiplantae; Streptophyta; Magnoliopsida; Fagales; Fagaceae
Product: glycine oxidase-like
Exons: 9
Coding region: 65-1534 (489 amino acids)
Cellular component (GO): cytoplasm
Source: RefSeq, a predicted model, not a curated record